AUGUCUCACUGUAAGGGAAUCAUCAUGAAGAAUCUUGCGUACGACUCUCCUAGAACCAACAAUAUGGAGAAAGUCUCUGCUGUGGAGCCCAAAACUUCCCCGGUAAAAGAGCCCUCCCCCAUCAAACCUCAGUGCUCUCUUGUAAGCGUGACCACGGUGGUGUUCUCUCCCAAGAACACCAGUGCAAUCCACAACAAGGAAAACAGCACUGGCAUGGUGCACAACAGGACUCUGGAGUUUGAGGACAGCGGGUAUCUGUCUCUGCAAAACAGUCACAUUGAGAGUCCUCAUGAGAACGAAGUGGAUGACCACAUCCUGGAAAAGCCCACAGUAGUGCUGCCCGCUGCUUCUCCUUCAAAAUGUCAAGAAAAGAACACACCUAGUCAACUGGAGGCAAUCUGCACUCCCGUGGAUCGUCCUCGGAGAAGAACUGCAGCAUACUCAUUGUCAUCCACCCCCUCCGACCAUCACAGCAACACCAACCUGCCUAUACUGAACUUCCAGCGGGUUGUGUGUGACGAGCUAGCUAAGAGCUUUGACAAGAAUAAGAGGUAUGACUGGAGCAUCGUCCAAAAGGUUGCAGAUGAUUUUCUUUUGGAUCGGGUGAUUGGACGUCAGAUGGGCUUGGAGUACGUCGAUAUCUUUCAAUGUCUGCUGGCCAGAAACAUGAGAUGUAUCCUGACAAACAUCCUGGCCUUACUGGAAGACUUGGACCUCGUUAGCUGUAAGAAAGUGAGCAGGACUUGGAGGAAGAUCAUCUGUGAGGACACAGCAGCUAGGAGGAGGUGCCAACGAGCUGAGCAAGAACUCAGGGAAUCAAGGAGUUCUCUGAGACAGAGGGGUGUUGGUCUGACGAGAGAUUUGGCCGUCUCCAGGGUGGUGCUGUCCUGCAUGCAGACCAUGGCUUCCUCAAAGGCUCAAUCUUCAUCCUCCUCUUCCAGCUGUAUUAUCACCAGACGAGCUGCCAGCUCACAGAAGGGCAGCACACCCAACUCCCACUACUCCAGGUUCGAUGAGUACAUGCAGGCUGCCAGCACUCUGAAGCAACACGAAUCCCUUCGUGCCUGCAGACGCUGCGGCUCACCAGCGAAACAUCUGGAUGAGGUUCAGAAGGCCACGUGCACGAGCCUCAGUUGUCUCUUCGUCUUCUGCACCUGCUGUCAAGAGGCUUUCCAUGGCUCGACCCCCUGCCGAACCGUGACACCCCGAGCCCACUUCCACAAGACGGCUCCGCUCAUACCCGGGAGCGCUCGCAGCAAGAGAAACAUCAGGCGCUUGUGACUGAGGCUUUGUCGAUUUUAUUCACAGCCUUUUUUUUUUUUUUUUUUAAAUGAGAUGUUUGCCUCUGAGCUGGGAGCGUUUCCAGUAGCACUGUCCAGACUUCGGACAAGGGGGAAUGUUUUUAUACAAGUUUUUCCUGAAAUUUGCUCCACUACAUGCACUUUUACUAAUACUUGUAUAUGGAAGUCAACACUGAGAGAAAAACUCAAAGAACUACAAAGACAAUCAACCACAAAAUAUAACCUGACUGUGAGAAUAUGCCAAAAGUAAAAAUAAAGACUUUUAUUUUGUUUUAAUUCAAAUGUAUGUAAAUAUAUUGUAAUGUAACUCUUAAUUUGCUGUUAAGUAGUUUUAAAUAAAUUUUGAUCC
Molecule: messenger RNA, 1650 nt
Organism: Archocentrus centrarchus (flier cichlid)
Lineage: Eukaryota; Metazoa; Chordata; Actinopteri; Cichliformes; Cichlidae
Gene: fbxo5
Product: F-box protein 5
Exons: 5
Coding region: 1-1281 (426 amino acids)
Biological process (GO): negative regulation of meiotic nuclear division; regulation of mitotic nuclear division
Cellular component (GO): nucleus
Molecular function (GO): protein binding
Source: RefSeq, a predicted model, not a curated record